AUGCAACAAUUAUUAAUUACUAUACUUAGUCUUAUACUAUUUGCUGAUGGGGCAAUAGUAAAAACGUCGUUCGGCAGUGUUGAGGGAACGGAUGUUGAAAAUUUCCGUUCAUUCAGAAAGGUUCCAUUUGCUAAACCUCCAAUUGGAAAACUGAGAUUUCAAAAACCAGAAAAACCGGAUAAAUGGAAAGGAAUAUUGAAUGCCAAAGAAUAUGGACCAGCCUGCAUGUCCAACUCUUCUACUACUUCUAGUCCUCAAAAAUGGGUGGACGAAGAUUGUCUUCAUGUAAAUAUCUUCACUUCUGAGAAUUGUUUAAAAUCCAAAAAUUGUGCAGUUAUAGUUUAUAUUCAUGGCGGAGAAAUGUUGUAUGAUUCUGCUGUCAUGUUCAAUGAUACCGUCAUUUUUGAUGCGUUUGCGAGUCGAGAUGUAGUUCUUGUUAUCCCUGCUUUCCGUCUUGGAAUCUUCUCACAUUUCGUUGUGAAAGAUCAGAGUGUUGCUCCAAACAAUCUUGGAUUAUUCGACAUUGUUCAUGGUUUGGAAUUCGUCAAAUCAGAAAUUCACCACUUCGGAGGGAGCAACAAAAAUAUUACAUUGUUAGGGCAUUCUUAUGGUGCACAUGUUGUCUCUACACUACAGUUUAGUACGAAAGUCAAUAGGGAUAUGAGUCUUUUCCAAAAGUCUGUGAGUAUGUCCACAGUACUGUACUUUGACACUUUUGAACUCCAAAUUGAGAAGACAAAACGAUUUGUGGAUCAUGCCAACUGCUCUGUCCCUCUAGGAUUGACUAAAAAACUUUCUGAAAAGCAACAUGACUAUUUAGUAAUGAAAUGUCUGCAAAAGAAAGAUGCGUUGGAAUUGCUCAGAAUCCAACGAAUUCUCGAAGACGCUGGAUUCCCAGCUUACGAUGGUCACAUUAUUCGAGAGCCUCUUAUCCAGGAAGUUUCAUUGGCUCAACUAUUCGAAACGCCACAAAAGAUGCCAACAAUGGUAGGAUGCACAUCUUUAGAACUUGAUAAGUUCAUGGCAUAUCAUGACAUCUCCAAGGCAAUGGGAUAUAAAAACUAUGAGGAAUGUGAUGAAAAGUAUAGAAGAGACAAGAAAAAAAAGAAUUUCGAUUUCGAGGGACAUGCCGACGAAACCCUUGCAAUUAUUGCUCAAACACAGUUGAAAACAAACAAGCUGCUAGAAAAUAAGGUUCCGACAUACCUCUACGAGUAUUCUUACCCGAAACAUGCAUCUCACACUGACGACCUUUCAUAUCUUUUUGGUGUUCAUUCUUUUGAACAAGAUGAAAACGAAGCUCACUUAUCAGAAGUGUAUAGGAACAUGUUCGUUAACUUUGCAAAGUACGGAAACCCCGGGAAUGGUUUCAUCAAAACAAAUCUGGAGAACUCGUCAUAUUUUGAUGUCUACUGGAACGAAAACACCGGAGCAAGACCAACAAUGAAAGAUGGAUUUGAAAGAAAGAUGAACAACUACUUCCUUGGAGAAAUGGUGGAGUUUGACAGAAAUGUAACCGCCUUUAAAAAAUCAAAAAGUGUCAAAGUUCCAACUGCAAGAUUCUUCAAUGAAAUAUCCGAUCAUGAUCAACUGCCCUAUAUGUACAUCAGUCUGCUCUUGAUUUCUUUGAUCUUCUUUACUGGAUGUAUUGUUGGCAAGAUUUGCUGCACUGGACCCAAUGAGAGGCACCUUUAUAUUCAAUUGGAUGGGAACGAUCAUGAUUGGACCACUGUAAAAAACUUUUGA
Messenger RNA from Caenorhabditis briggsae, 1746 nucleotides. NCBI's taxonomy places the organism in Eukaryota, Metazoa, Nematoda, Chromadorea, Rhabditida, Rhabditidae. The record is from RefSeq and is a predicted model, not a curated record. Bases 1 to 1746 code for a protein of 581 amino acids. The transcript has 10 exons.